Messenger RNA from Cokeromyces recurvatus, 456 nucleotides. Its product is annotated as putative guanine nucleotide exchange factor mss4. The record is from RefSeq and is a predicted model, not a curated record. The coding region runs from base 15 to 407 and encodes 130 amino acids. Gene Ontology annotation, biological process: small GTPase-mediated signal transduction; post-Golgi vesicle-mediated transport. Gene Ontology annotation, molecular function: guanyl-nucleotide exchange factor activity; zinc ion binding. The transcript is spliced from 2 exons. Gene Ontology annotation, cellular component: cytosol; membrane. NCBI's taxonomy places the organism in Eukaryota, Fungi, Mucoromycota, Mucoromycetes, Mucorales, Mucoraceae.
UUCAAUUUAAAAGAAUGAUAGAAUUAUAUAAAAGCAUUGAAGAUCCACUUACAAAAUUAGUUGCUGAAAACGGAAAGAAUAACGCAGAUAUUCUAUGUCCAAAAGAAAAUUGUAAUUGCGUCAUUCUGAGAAAGAAUACUGCAUCUUUGGUUGAAAGGGACGGCUCAAAACUCGCUUUACCAGAAUCAGCCUUACCAGCAAAUACAUUAUUAAACGCUGAUGAUGAUACACAUUUUUGGCAUGUGAGUAAUAUGAUGGAUUUUGAAAAUGUUGGCUUCUCAACUACCAUGGGUACAACAAAAUAUUUAUCUUGUGCUGAUUGUGACCUUGGGCCUAUUGGUUAUCAUGAUACAACUAAUCCAAAAGAAUUUGUUGUUAGCAUUAAAAGAGCGAGAUAUAGAUUUUAGAAUAUAAUACAAAAUAUGAAUGUUUUAUUUAUACAUGAAAAAAAAAAGG